AUGGUCUCUUCAUCAACGAUGCAGGGCCGCCUAGCCACAGAUGACGAGAUUCGCGAUUUACAACAUGUUCCAGCCCAUCUUCCUCAGCGAGUUUGGCUGGCGGCGACCAUUGGAAUGGCGGAGCGAUUUGCUUAUUAUGGAACACAGACCCUCUUCCGUCAGUAUAUAUCCAUCAACCCUAAAUCACCACGCCUUGAUCUCGCUGUUAACCAGGCUAAACCACAGAAAACUAUCUUCAAAACAAACCGACCGACUUGCAUCUAUGCAAUUGGAUCUGCAAUCCUUUUUGCGACCUCUUUCCCGUCGGAGAUGAAGACUGGUGUCUCAACUCCUGGCUUUGUGGCCGGGGCGGUUCUCAUUGCUAUCGGUCUCGGAGGGGUACAAGCAUCUGUUCAGCCUUUCAUCGCGGAUCAAUACACCGAAACAGAUAUGCGAAUCAGAACCAACAAAAAAGGGCAAAAGGUAGUGGAAGAUCGCGAACUCACCAUCCAAUACAUCUACAAUGUAUAUUAUUGGAUGGUUAAUGUGGGCUCAUUGGGUAGCAUCGCCACCACACUGAUGGAGAAAUACAUUGGCUUCUGGUCAGCUUACCUGUUGGAUCUCUGUGCCGUGGCUCUUUGUGUGUUGGUGGUCCAAGUGGCGAGGCCAAAAUUUGUCCACCCACCCAGCCAAGGCUCGAAGCUUCCCCUUGCCGCUCGCUGCCUAUGGUGUGCUAUGAGGGGAGGAUUCAAUCUCGAUGCCGCUCUCCCAGAGAGGCAAUUGGAGGUGCACGGCCGAGUCGUCCUCUGGGAUAAAGAGUUCAUCGCAGAGCUUCGAGGUGCUUUGUCGGCCUUCAAGAUCUGCAUUGGUUGGCCGAUAUUCUGGGUUUGCAUGGGCGAGGCAUCCCAAGUAUCAAUCUCUCAAGCAGGUCAAAUGGAGACGCACGGGAUUCCGAAUGAUCUCCUCAAAACUUCCAACGCGGUGACCUACGUCUUAUUUGGAAUAACCGUUCAGAAGCUACUCUAUCCGUUCUUGCAGAAACGCAAGAUCGCUUUUAGCCCGGUGAAUCGCAUCACGCUUGGUUUUUCCAUUAUGUCAAUUGCCAUGGCAUACUCUGCCGUGGUCCAGCAUGCGAUCUACCAGGCUGGUCCGUGCUACUCACGUCCUCUUGCGUGCGACGCAUCGCAGGGAGGAAAAAUCCCAAAUCAUGUCCAUGUGCUCCUACAGCUUCCUGCUUUCGUGAUCAUCGCUAUUGCCGAGGUAUUCUGCUGGCCAACCGGCUCUGAGUAUACUUAUUCUCACGCCCCCAAGAGCAUGAAGUCAAUCUUGCAGGCAUGUUAUAUUGGAACGGCAGGAUUAGGAUAUCUCUUGGGCAUGGCGUUGUCCCCACUCGUCAAGGAUCCUCUGCUGGUCGUGUUGUGGUCUCUGGUCGCUGGACUGAUGUUCCUGACGGCCUGUGCAUUCCGUGUUGCCUUUCGCAAAUAUUAG
Penicillium atrosanguineum is the source of this 1467-nucleotide messenger RNA. RefSeq lists its product as uncharacterized. Gene Ontology annotation, biological process: oligopeptide transport; transmembrane transport. Gene Ontology annotation, cellular component: fungal-type vacuole; plasma membrane. Gene Ontology annotation, molecular function: dipeptide transmembrane transporter activity; tripeptide transmembrane transporter activity. The transcript is spliced from 6 exons. Bases 1 to 1467 code for a protein of 488 amino acids. Lineage: Eukaryota; Fungi; Ascomycota; Eurotiomycetes; Eurotiales; Aspergillaceae. The record is from RefSeq and is a predicted model, not a curated record.